ACCCUGACCUCAAGCUUGUCAUUUGAAGGCCACAAAGGCACUGAGUUCCUUCACAAACAUGGCAAGCGUUGAAUCCACACACACCAAACUUUUCAUCUCCAACUAUCUUCAAUCUCUUUCCCAAACCCCUCAUAGGCUCAGAAAGAGAAUGCUUGCAACAUGGACCCCAGACCAAGAGCUUAACCAAGUCAGGCUAAGGUCUGGUGCUGAUAUGAAGAGGAAACUUAGGUGGUUUGAUUUAGUAGCUCUCGGCAUAGGUGGAAUGCUUGGUGUUGGUGUUUUCGUCACCACUGGCCCCGUUGCCCGCAAAACCUCCGGUCCUUCCGUCUUCAUUUCUUAUAUCAUUGCUGGAAUAUCAGCACUUCUCUCUUCUUUGUGUUACACUGAAUUCUCAGUCCAGAUUCCUGUUGCCGGCGGUGCCUUCAGUUACCUCAGAGUCACUUUUGGAGAAUUUGUGGGGUAUUUUGCUGGAGCAAACAUACUUAUGGAGUAUGUAUUAUCAAACGCAGCAGUGGCAAGAAGUUUCACAGAGUAUUUAUGCUCAGCCUUUGGAGUAAGUGAUCCAAAUUCCUGGAGAGUGGAAGUUCAUGGACUGGUUGAAGGCUAUAACAAGUUGGAUUUCAUUGCUGUUGCUCUUGUUCUUCUUCUUACUCUCUCUCUAUGCCAUAGUACAAAGGAAAGCUCAAUCUUGAACCUUAUUAUGACAAUCUUCCAUGUUAUUUUAUUCGGAUUCAUCUUAAUUGUGGGGUUCUGCAAUGGGAGAGUGGAAAAUUUGGUGAAACCAGGAGGGAUAGCUCCUAAUGGUAUUAAAGGCGUGCUUGAUGGAGCAGCCAUAGUUUACUUCAGCUACAUAGGCUAUGACUCAGUUUCAACCAUGGCUGAAGAGAUCCAAAACCCACCCGUAAGCCUUCCGGUGGGCAUAGUGGGGUCAGUUGUCAUUGUUUCAGCACUUUACUGUCUCAUGGCCUUGGCUCUAUGUAUGAUGGUUCCUUACAAUCAGAUAGGUGAAAAGGCAUCAUAUUCGAUGGCAUUCCAAAACAUUGGGUGGAAGUGGGCGGGGAAUGUUGUAGGGGCCGGAGCAAGCAUGGGGAUUGUUGCUUCUCUCUUGGUUGCCAUGUUAGGCCAAGCCAGGUACCUGUGUGUUAUAGGAAGGGCAAGGCUAGUGCCUUUUUGGCUAUCUAAUGUGCAUCCAUCAAGAGGCACCCCAUUCAAUGCCACACUCUUUUUGGGGCUUUGCACGGCAUCAAUAGCACUGUUCACAGACCUGGAAAUAGUGAUGGGCAUGAUCUCAAUCGGCACACUGUUGGUGUUCUACAUGGUGGCCAACGCUACGAUCUACCGAAGAUAUGUGAUAAAAACCCAAAACCCACCUUUCAAAACACUCUCUUUCCUCUUCCUCCUCACAUUAACCGCCAUAGGCUUCUCCAUGUCAUGGAAACUAAAACAACAAUGGUGGGGUUUGCCUCUAUUCGGUGGCCUCAUGGUCACCAUGACGGCCUUGUUCCAGUACAGGGUCCCUUGCGUAGGUCAGACAGGUGAGUGGUCGGUGCCGUUCAUGCCUUGGCCGGCGGCGGUUUCCGUUUUCCUGAAUGUCUUCCUUAUGACAACACUGAAGAAGCUGUCGUUCCAAAGGUUUGGUGUGUGGGCGUGUUUGAUAACAGUGUUCUACGUGUUGUAUGGAGUUCACUCCACUUUUGAAGCUGAAGUGAUGGAGAAGGAAUUGGGUGUUAAUGGAGUGCCAAACCCACCAUCCAUACAAUUAACUAAGCUAGAUGCUUGAGAAUUCAAGUUCAAAUGAAAACUCAAGCAACCUCCCAUUGUAUAUUUA
Molecule: messenger RNA, 1828 nt
Organism: Hibiscus syriacus
Lineage: Eukaryota; Viridiplantae; Streptophyta; Magnoliopsida; Malvales; Malvaceae
Product: cationic amino acid transporter 6, chloroplastic-like
Exons: 5
Coding region: 59-1780 (573 amino acids)
Biological process (GO): amino acid transport; transmembrane transport
Cellular component (GO): plasma membrane
Molecular function (GO): amino acid transmembrane transporter activity
Source: RefSeq, a predicted model, not a curated record